AUGGCGUCUCGAAAGGAGGUGCCGCCGAGAGAUCCGCCGAUUCCAAAGACCGAGACAUGGACCACGCCAAAGAUCCUCAACGGUCGAGGAAGAAGUGGAAGAUUUCGUGCUGUUGGUGCAUCGGCAGCCGUAGCCGCGGCGGCGUUGGUGCUCACCAACUUCGUGCCGAGCGCCGACGGUUGGCGGAUGUGGACAAACGGCGGGGAUGAGGUAUCCGGGGAUGGUGGCCCAGGGGGGCGUAUCGGGCACAGCAUGGUUUUAGCUGGAAACGACAGCCGCGUGAUCAUGUUCGGUGGGAGGGACAACGAGAUCGUGCGGCAGCACAUCCCUAGGACAUACGAGGUCACUCGACAGGACGGCACUCUAGAGUUCGUGAGCUACGACGAGAAAAUAGUCCUGGAGUGUCAGGAAAACGCGUUGGAGAACAACGUUACCUUCGAUAGCUCCGCCAGCAGCAGCGUUUCCAUCAGCAGCAACGGAAGCACCAACAGCACCGGGGAGACUUGUAGCACUACCGUGGCCGUGGGGUUGUACUACAAUGACGUGUGGGAGUACGAUCUCAAUUGUACAAGGUACGCGGAUGGACCAUGCGAAGGCACCGGUUGGAAUGUCCUCCACGAGGGAGCCAGGCACGGCGCGUGCGAGUACGUCAGGGGGACGGAGAUAUGCGGGGUCCCAAGCGAGCGGUGGAGGCAGGGAGCGGCCAUGUUCGACGACAACACGAUGAUCGUCUACGGCGGGUACAGCCAGCGGUGCGGGGACUACUGCGACGACGUUUGGUCGUUCGACCUGCGGGACAACUCUUGGAUGGAAAUUUAUCCGUUGGGCCACUUCGCCGAAGGAGAGGGCCCGGGCAAGCGUUGGAAGUUCUCGGUGGCCUACGACGGCCUGUCGAUGAUGGUCUUCGGGGGUCACCGUCUCUGGCACGGCUUCGCGACGGACAACUCGGAGGCCAACUCGUGGUCCAGCUUCGCCGAGUACCCCGAGGGGGGCUACCUGCAGGACCUCUGGGUGUACACGAAGAAACAGCUCGCAGAAGACGAGCAGGUGCCGACCGAUUCAUCCGCCUACGGCAACUGGACCAAGAUCGCCCCAAAGGAGUCCUGCGUCGCCGAUCCAGGCCUGGCGUGGGAAGAGAGGAACGACAUAUCUUGUGACAUUCGGUGGCCUCAGGGCAGGGCUGGACACGCGGCGGUCUGGGACGAGGACAGGGGGGGCAUGUGGCUGCAUGGCGGUUACACGACGUUUUUCCCCUACAUCAGUUCUGACGGAGCAGGGUCGGACUACGGAACUACGGCGUUGGGACGCGGAGGAUUUCGCCCGUACCCAGACUACCCGUACUUCUUGUCCGACAUGUGGUUCUUCAACACCUCUUCCGGGCAGUGGGGCGAGAUCACUGCGACGAGCCCUACCCAGCCGACCCCACGCAUGAACCACAUGAUGGUCAUGGUCGACCACAUCCUCGUCGUAUUCGGGGGAUUCUACUUCAACCACCACUACGACGACACGUGGUUCUUCAACACCACUACCAGCUACUGGCUGGAGAAAUCCAGCCACGUACACGCGGUGUACCCGGCCAACUGCACCGACGACCUUCUCUACAUCGAAGAGAAUAACUGCACCGAGCUUCUCUGGCCCAACGAUCUCGAAAGGGACCAGGACUCCCCCUGGGACGUCCUCCCUUACGCGGAGCAGCCAAACUACUACCCCGACGGAGAGUUCGCGAGAUACUACGGCGUUCAUACCAAGGGAGACAUAGGAUCCAGAGAAGCACUGUUCUCGGUCGGGUCGCCCCUACCCCCCUACAUGGCCACCGCCCCGAGGCAGCACGUGCGGCGUUACGUCCACGCCUUUAAUGACACCCACAGCGCGGUCCUGUACGAGUGGUGCACCAGCGUCCUGGGGGAGCCCACGAGGGACACAACUCUUGACGGUCUAUUCGGACGAAGCGACAGCCCGGUCUUUGUCUCGCAGCCCAGGAGGCAAGCCCCCGGUUGGGACGGGUGUCGCGACAGAGAGGACGGCCGGACGGACCUUGACCAAGGUCUAAUGUGGGAACACCCGGGGCACCGCUCAGACGCCCAGGCGGUGUACUCUAAGAAGCACGCGAUGGUGCUCAUGUACGGGGGUCAGGGCUACAGCGACUGGCAGACGCCUUCCGUCAACAUCACCACCGCCACCUCGGUACUGAGCGACUUCUGGGUGCUGGGGAUGUCGGAGUGCGCCUCCAACUGCUCCUUCCACGGCGACUGCAGCUACGGUUCCUGCUCGUGCCACGACGGGUUCUUCGGACUGGACUGCUCCAACGCCUCCUGUCCUGGAGACUUCUGCUACUACGAGGAGACGACGCACGUCGAGGUCUGCUCCCAUUGCUGCCAGGCCGGCUGGAGCCACCAGGACGGCGAUACGUACGUAACCGAGGAUGUCUCCCGCUCCGAGUGCUCGGUGACCAGCCCGGGAGAGAGCCACGGCAUCUGCGACGGGUUCGGGACGUGCCAGUGCGCGCCGCCGUUCAUCGGAGACGACUGCUCCAUCAAGGACUGUCAGUACAAUUGCUCCUUCAACGGCUGGUGCUCCGUCGAGUUCCCAGUGUCGCGGUGCAUGUGCACCCCGGGGUACUACGGGGAAUACUGCCAGUACCUCGAGUGCCUCAACAACUGCUCCUACCCCCACGGGACCUGCGACAGCUCCACGGGGGUAUGCGCAUGCGAGAUGACCUACUCGCCAUACAACAACACGAGGUAA
Molecule: messenger RNA, 2745 nt
Organism: Ectocarpus siliculosus
Lineage: Eukaryota; Phaeophyceae; Ectocarpales; Ectocarpaceae
Source: the annotation of a GenBank genome assembly